Molecule: messenger RNA, 3648 nt
Organism: Drosophila serrata
Lineage: Eukaryota; Metazoa; Arthropoda; Insecta; Diptera; Drosophilidae
Cellular component (GO): nucleus
Molecular function (GO): transcription coregulator activity; RNA polymerase binding
Source: RefSeq, a predicted model, not a curated record
AACCCAAGACUUAUCGAAAGCAAACUUGGUUUUAUUUACAUCUCUAGCGGCAGAAAAUUGCAGAAAAUCGGUGAAAAUUUUCUAAAUGCAAAGCGUUAAGUGAAAACUAGGUGAAAUGGAAGCAAACAUAGAUGAAAGCAUGGAGAGCGAACUUGCCAAGUCGCCCAAUAACAAGCUGGAGGCGAAUCAAUCGCCUCCGCCAGGUGUGAAUGGAAAUGGAAGUGGCAGUGCCGAUGGUGGCCAGGAGGCGGCCGCCCCUAACAAUGGCGUUGCUAUAGCCCAGGAAAAACCUAAUGAGGCCCAAUGGAGCAAACCCUUUAAUGCAUUCAGUGGGCGCCCCAUUGGGGAGCACACGGCUCAGCAGCAGGCGCUCCAGCAGCAACAGCAGGCGCUUCAGCAGCAGCAAACAAGCCAGCAACAGCCGCCGCCUGGAGCGAAUGGUGUUAUCGCAGGACCUCCAGAAAUCUGGGUGGAGACCAAAGCUGGGGAUGACCGCUCCUACUACUACCAUGCAGUGACAAGGGAAACCACAUGGACGCGUCCCGAGGGCGCCAAUGUCAAGAUCAUGACUCAGGCCGAGGUGGAGGAGAUGGCAAAGCGACCUGCACAGGCCGCCAAGGCGGAGCCGAAAAGCACCGAACCCCCGGGAGAGGUCUCGGCAGUGUCCCAUCUCACCUCGCAACCGCCGCCGCAUUUGAUGAGUCAGCCUCCGCCAAAUGCCGCGGCACCUUUGCUCUCUCAGCCGCCGCCCAAUGUGCGUCAACAACCGCCGCCCAUGUUCCAGCCGCCGGGUAUGCAGCCACCUCCUGGAUUUGGACAGCCACCGUUUUGCAUGCCGCCGCCAGCCUAUGGGUUUCCAGGAGGAGCUGCUCCCGCCGGAGCUCCCUGGGGUGUAGGCAUGCCGCCAUGGCAGCAACAGCAACACCUGCACGGGCCUCCUGGCGGGCAGGAUAAACCCGCCAAAACGCUGAUCAUUAAGCCUGGAGUCAUCGACCCAGCGGUCAUAGCUCGGGCUGCCGAGUGGUCAGAACACCGUGCCCCGGAUGGCAGGCCUUACUAUUUCCACGCCGGACGAGGUGAGAGCGUCUGGGAUAAGCCACAAGCCCUGAGAGACAUGGAGGCCGCUCGUAUGGCCGCGCAUUCAGGAGUGGCGCCUGCAGUGGCAACUGCCCCGACCGGACUGCCUCCCCACCUGCUGCCCAAUCCGAUGAUGCACCUGCCCCCCGGCACAGCGCCACCAGGUUUUGAUCCCCAUGCUGCCUUUGCGGCAGCCGCCGCUGCAAUGAAAGCAAAUUCAGAGAAUACUAAGGCGGCGCAGGCUGCCGCCCUAGAAAAGGAGGCCAAGAAGGCGGCUGAGGAGAAGCGAAAGAAGGAAGAGGAGCAGAAGAAGGCGGCGGCCACGGCAAAGCAGACGGACAAAAGUCGACCGGUGACAAGUACCCCAAUCGCUGGCACACCUUGGUGUGUUGUGUGGACUGGAGAUGCCCGUGUUUUUUAUAAUCCCUCGACCAGAACUUCGGUUUGGGAUCGUCCCGAGGAUCUUAUGAACCGCGAGGAUGUUGACAAGGCCGUGAACGAAAGGCCCGAGCAACUGAAGACGCCACAGGAGAAAACAGCCGAGGCAGAACAAAAAACAACCGAGGAGGUGGCACAGGACCAGACGCAGGCUCAAACACAAGCCCAACAGCAGCAGCAACAAGUGCAGCAAGUGGAGCCGGAUGAUGACGACGACGACGAAGUGAUCAAGAUACGCACCGAGUCGGAGUCCAGUGUGGAGGAGGUGCCCACCAAGCGAGUGCGAAUGAUUUCAAAGUCAAAGCGAGCCGAGGAUGCCGCACUGGAGGCGGAACAGCGGGCGGCUAAGGAGCGGGCCCUGGUUCCGUUGGAGAUGCGUGUUACUCAGUUCAAGGAAAUGCUUAGGGAGAAGGACGUUUCAGCAUUCAGCACUUGGGAGAAGGAGCUACACAAGAUCGUGUUCGAUCCACGGUAUCUACUGCUGACAUCGAAGGAACGCAAACAGGUAUUUGAAAAGUAUGUCAAGGAUCGAGCCGAAGAGGAGCGCAAGGAGAAGCGGAACAAGAUGCGGCAAAAGCGUGAAGACUUCCGCAGCCUAAUGGAAGAGGCCAGGCUGCACGGAAAAUCUUCGUUCUCGGAGUUCAGCCAGAAGAACGCGAAGGACGAGCGAUAUCGCGCUAUCGAGAAGGUACGCGAGCGGGAGAGCCUCUUCAACGAGUACAUCGUGGAGGUGCGCCGGCGCGAAAAGGAGGACAAGUUGCUGAAGAAAGAGCAGAUCCGCAAGGACUUUCUGGACAUGCUGCGCGAACGACACGACAUUGAGCGCCAUACCAGGUGGUAUGACAUCAAGAAGAAGUUUGAGUCGGACUCUCGAUACCGAGUUGUGGAUUCCCUAUACCGGGAGGAGUAUUUCGAGGACUAUCUGCACAUCAUGAAGGAGGAGAAGCGGAAGGAGCGGGAGAUGCGGGAGCAAAGGGAACGGGAAAGGCACCGCGAACGGAAGUCCGAUCGAAGGGAUAAGGACAAGGAUAAGGAUAAGGACAAAGACAAGGAAAGGGAGAAGGACAAAGGUCGCAAGGACCGCGGUCGCAGUCGUUCAAAGGACAAGGAUCGUGAGCGUAAAUCAUCCAAGGAGAAGGACAAAGAGGAUAAGGUGAAGCCGGAGAAGAAUAAGAAGCGGGAUUCCUUGGAGGAGGGCGAGCACGGCGAGGACUCCGAUCGGGAAGAGCGAGCGGGCAGCGAAGACAGCGAGAUAGCUCGGCAACGGGAGGACGAGGCUGAGCAGAAGCAGAAGGAGCGGGAGAAGAAGCUGAGGGCCGAGCAGAGUAUUAGGGAGCGUGAAAAGGAGGUCCAGCGCACUCUAGCCGGGCAUCUAAGGGAUCGGGAUAAGGAGCGUGAGCACCACAUGCGUGAGGAGUGCAUUGGUCACUUCACGGCACUGCUGACGGAUCUGGUACGGACUCCGGACUUCACUUGGAAGGAGGUGAAGCGGCAGCUCCGCAAAGAUCAUCGUUGGGAGUUGAUCGAAACACUCGAUAGGGACGAUCGCGAGCGGAAAUUCAAUGAGCACAUUGACAAUCUGAUGAAAAAGAAGCGCGAACGGUUCCGUGAAAUGCUUGACGAGAUUAGCACCCUUCAGCUGACCAGCACCUGGAAGGAGAUCAAAAAGCUAAUCAAGGAGGAUCCGCGAUAUCUCAAAUACAAUUCUGACAAGGGCGAACGUGAAUUCCGCGAUUACAUCAAGGAUAAGACGAUGACAGCGAAGACAUCGCUUCGAGAGCUAUUGCAAGAAUGCAAAUUCAUAAACCACAAGAGCAGCGAUCUCAUCAAAGAAAACCCCAACCAUCUUAAGGAGAUUCAGGACAUACUCAAAAACGACAAGCGCUACUUGGUUCUGGAUCAUAUGGAGGAGGAGAGAAGCACCAUUGUGCUAGGCUUUUUAGAGGAACUCAAUAAGCGCGGCCCGCCGCCACCACCCACAGCUUCUGAGUCAACGCGCCGCAACAAGUAGUUGCUGGCUGCUAAUAACACUAUUCAAUUUAAUCGUAACAAUUAAAUUAAUACUUUUUAAGCAGAAGUUUUGAAGCUUCUAAUAUUUUAAAUGAAUAAACCACAUACAGUAAUACAAUUCAA